UCAGGAAACCACGAUCAGCUCAACACAUCUGACACACACAAGAUCAAUCAUCUCCUCUCUCAGGACCAAGACAUUCAACUGAUCAACUUCAACUCAUCACCGUGAGGCGACAGCUAUGUUGGAAGAAGCAGUGGAAACAUAUCCACAGAAUGGAGGAGGAAAGAAGAGGAAAUACCCCGGUGGUGAUGAUGGGAAAGGAGAAGAGAGAAAGAAGUGGGGAGGUGAAGAAGGAGAGAGGAGUCAGGGAGACGGUGGCAGGAAGCAGCGCCUGGACGCCAUGAGCGUGGGAUAUUUCCGCCGAGUCGGAGAGAGACUCGCUGAAGGUUUUGAAGAUAAAGAGGAGAGAGCGAUGUUUGUGGAGAAUGUGCUCUCUGAAGUCAAAGGUCAAGCGAUAAUGGUGGCGAUGGACUGCACAGGAAGCAUCACCCUGCAGCGGCUGCUCCCUCUGUCCACCGCUGAGCAGGUGGGAGAGGUGCUGGCUGAACUUGGCGGAGAAUCCGGCUCAGAGUUAGCAGUGGUUUCCUGCGAUCGCUGCGGCGGCCACGUCGUGGAAAGUGCAGUCAGACAGAUGUCCAGGUGGACGGGUAAGAUUCCUCUCUCAUCACCGUGCCAAAUUCUUUGUAUUCAAAUAAUAAAGUCAGACAAAACACCUCAGCUUGUCUGUAUCGAUUGCUUCCAUUUUUUUUAUACCACAGAAGGAGAAGAGGAGAGCUUUGAAUUGCUGGAGGCGCAGGUGUUGUCUCUCAGUCAGGUGGUCAGAGACAACAUUGAAGAGUUCAUCCAACAUGUCCAUGGCUCACACGUGGUCCGCACACUCCUACACCUGUUGGCAGGCUGCCUCGGACCCCCCCGCACUGAAUCCCGUCAAGGUGCAAAGGUGCGCGGGGUCGUUCCUCUGCUGACAGACUUUGAGAUUCCCACGUCCUUUUGGUACGAGCUGAAGAGCCUCACGGAGACCUUGAUGGAAAACAUUAAUCUGAGCGUGACAGAUGCUGUUGCCAGCGCAGUGUUCCAGACCAUGUUGACUGUCUGUCACAGGAAAAGGCCCAAGCUCUGCAAACAGCUCCUCAAACAAAUCAUGGCGUACCUAACGAGUCGCAGUGCUGCUCCGGGACUGAGUCCUCUUCUGGUCUUCCUGAAGGAUCAGGCUUCGAGUCACCUCAUUGAGACGAUCAUACAGCUAUCCCACAAGCCCCUUCUGCGGGACCUCUACAAGAACCAUCUCAAGGGUCACAUGGUCGACCUAGCCCUCCAUCCCAUCGCCAACUUUCCCAUACAGCGUCUGACUGCAGCGUCCGCCAAAUACACAAUGUUCCUGACGUUGUUCGAUGAGCUGAUCCAAGGUGUGGAGGCCGUCCUGGCCUCAGGUCACAUGGGGGUGAUCGUCCAGCUGGCAGAGAGCUGUGCAGAGAGCGAAGAGAAACAGGACGAGAUGCUGCAGUGUCUCCUGCGUGCGUUCCACUGCGCUGAGCCCGGCUCCCGACACGUCAGCUGCCUCCCCCUAUUCAUGUCCCUGCUCACCUAUGAGGUGUACUACCACUCUGAAACAGCAGAGGGCGGCACGUCAACAGAGGUCCCGCUGGCGUCCAUCUGUUAUCACGGCUCGCGGCUGGUCCAGGCGCUGUCCAGGUUCAAGGAGCGCUCGGUCCUCCUCAGCAGCCUGCGCACCCUGAGCCAGGCUGACAUCCUGACGCUGGCCUCUGACCCUGCAGGCAGCCACGUCCUCCAGGCCCUCGUCACCACAUCAAGCGACAAAGGGAGGGGCAAGAUCCUCAGGAGACUGGAGGGUCUGCAUGUUCAGAUGGCGUGCUCCAGGCUGGGCAGUCGGGUGCUGGAAGCCAUAUGGAACAGUGCAUCCGUGAAUCAGAGGCAAAGCAUCGCACAGGACCUAGUUCCAAGUGAAAACCAGCUGAGGUCGCAUCAGUUCGCUCGUCACGUGUGGGCCAAAUUCGCUCUCACCCACUUUGUGCACAGACGAGCGCACUGGCAGGAAAUACAGGCGGGCGAGUCCAAGAAGAGGAAGCUUUUCAGUGACAUUCUGGAAUAGAAAUUCUUAACAGCUUUCAUUGUUAUUUCCUACAUAUGUUCAUAAAAAUAAAAUAACAAAUUGUCUGUC
This is a messenger RNA of Limanda limanda (common dab), 2116 nucleotides long. Its product is annotated as nucleolar protein 9. The transcript is spliced from 11 exons. Gene Ontology annotation, biological process: endonucleolytic cleavage to generate mature 5'-end of SSU-rRNA from (SSU-rRNA, 5.8S rRNA, LSU-rRNA); ribosomal small subunit export from nucleus; endonucleolytic cleavage in 5'-ETS of tricistronic rRNA transcript (SSU-rRNA, 5.8S rRNA, LSU-rRNA). Gene Ontology annotation, cellular component: 90S preribosome; preribosome, small subunit precursor; nucleolus. Lineage: Eukaryota; Metazoa; Chordata; Actinopteri; Pleuronectiformes; Pleuronectidae. Bases 116 to 2047 code for a protein of 643 amino acids. Gene Ontology annotation, molecular function: RNA binding. The record is from RefSeq and is a predicted model, not a curated record.